Messenger RNA from Colius striatus (speckled mousebird), 1641 nucleotides. It is a transcript of the gene SRD5A1, whose product is annotated as steroid 5 alpha-reductase 1. Gene Ontology annotation, molecular function: 3-oxo-5-alpha-steroid 4-dehydrogenase activity. Gene Ontology annotation, biological process: steroid biosynthetic process. NCBI's taxonomy places the organism in Eukaryota, Metazoa, Chordata, Aves, Coliiformes, Coliidae. The record is from RefSeq and is a predicted model, not a curated record. Gene Ontology annotation, cellular component: membrane. Bases 53 to 904 code for a protein of 283 amino acids. The transcript has 5 exons.
CCCCCGACGCCGAUUGGUUAUCGGCGCCUGUGGGCGCGGCGCCGGGCGGCCGAUGAAUGGAGGCGCCGGAGGUGGUGGGAGCUGUUUGUGGAGUAGGAUGGAAGGAAGCGGUAGCGUGUGCGAGUUCUGGCGGCGGGCGGCGGGCCCGGAAGAGCGGCGGCUGCUAGAGCUGCUCUCCUACGCGUUGGUGGUGCUGGGCGCUGCCUCUGCGCUGCUGCUCCGCUUUAUCCCCAUGCCCUACGGCCGGUACUACUCGCGGCGCUUCGGCUGGCUGCUGCCCGCCCGCCUUGCCUGGGCGCUGCAGGAGCUGCCCUCCCUCCUCGUCCCGCUCGGGCUCGCAGCUUGCGGCGGGGCAGUAGCUGCCUCCUGGCCCAACCGCCUGCUGCUGGGCUGCUUCGUCCUGCACUACGCGCACAGGGCACUCAUAUUUCCUUUUCUCAUCCGGGAAGGAAAACCAACACCAUUUUUCACUUUUGUGCUAGCACUUCUGUUCUGUAGUUGCAAUGGAUACAUGCAAGGCCGAAGCUUAAGCAACUAUGCAAAAUACCCUCCCUGCUGGUUAAAAGAUCCCUGUUUCAUUACAGGUUUUAUAGGGUGGUUGAUUGGCAUGGCAAUCAAUAUUCAUUCAGAUCAUAUUCUCAGAAAUCUGAGAAAACCAGGGGAAACUGGUUACAAGAUACCAAGAGGAGGAAUGUUUGAGUAUGUCAGCGGAGCCAACUUUUUUGGAGAGAUCCUGGAAUGGUUUGGGUUUGCCCUUGCAUGCUGCACCAUUGAAAGCCUUGCAUUUGCGUUGUGUACGCUUUUCAUCUUGGGGUCAAGGGCAAAGCAACACCAUCAAUGGUACCAUGAGAAAUUUGAAGACUACCCAAAGGACAGAAAAAUUGUGAUUCCAUUUGUGUACUGAGCUGUGCUUUCAACAUGUGUUUUUGAAAGGGAUGCUUUUUAUAACCACUAACACUUCACAGGUGUUGGCAGGUUAACAACAUACUCUAAUGAUCACUGUGACUAAGCCUUUGCAUCAGCACUUCUGUGAGUUACUGUUUUUCCCCUUAAUGAGAACCCAGAAUCUGAUGGACACAAUGAAUAGGAGGAGACAUGCUUUUCCAACAGUGGAGUACCAUCAUAAAUACAUUAGGCAAUGCAUCUGAAUUCACAAAAUGGAAAGUACUCUACAGGACUUCUGCUGCUUUCUUUUCUGCCUAUCUAGGCUUCUGCUGUUGCCACUUCAUCUAGCUACACUGUCCUGAGGACUGUGCUGUAAACCCAGUCAAUCUCACUGCAAUCUAGAUGGUGUGUCCUGAUUGUUACUGGUCUGCAUUCACAAAUGGGGUUGACUUUUUUCCGUGCCUUCCUAAUCCUUUCUUCCUCACACCUGUGUUUCCAAAACUGAUGACAGACCAAGGAUAUUAGAUGAAUGUAGUUGCUGUGAGGUGAGAGACAGUGUUCUUCCUCCCUUUUGCGUUCUUACACAGAUCUGGAUGCUGUAUGGGUAAUACUAAUGCCAUUUACAUAAACAGCUGUUGUGCUGCCUUUCUCAAAUAAUAAAUUUAAGAUUUUUGUCUACCUCUCAAAUUUGAUAACUAUCUCAAUAUUCAAUAUGUGUUUUCUCACUCAAGACUACUUUUGGAAGGCAUUCUUUAU